UUUCCAGUAUCAGUUAGUGAAUAGUGGAGCAGCAUGGCGUUAAAUCACACUUUCAGACUAUUCCUUGUUUUUCUGCACACCCCCUGGAGAUCCUCCGAGGACCCCUGCUGUCCCAGCAGGCCUCUCUUUUACUGUACGUAGUAAACAUACAGGCGUUCAUUCACCGUGUCGCGUCACAAUUAUCCACCUGGUGGCGCUGUACCCCCUCUGUGUCCUCAUUCAUGUGACCGCCGUGGAGAGGCGGGGUUAUACUCGAACAAUUUAGGUGCUACAGUGAAUCCAACAAAGUGUCCGUGAUAACUGAGCGCGGCGCAUCUGCCCUCCGUUGCGCUCUCAUUUCCUAACCGCCGCGGAUGUACAAGAGAGCAACCUCGGACAUCAAAUGACAGUUGUAACGGAGGCGGGACGGGACUGAAUCCUAACACAUUCAUAUGAGGAGGUUGUCACAGUGUGGCUAGGUCAAGUGGAUGGACUGAGUAAAGCUGACGUGCUGCUCUGUCCUAUCAGGCUGAUGUAUGUCCCCAGUGAGGAGACUACAGUCCUCAGGAGCCACAUAGCACCUCCCCUCCACCUCCACCAUCAUCACCUCUUCCUUUGUCUAGGGGCAUGCCUUCUGAACCCAGCCUCAGCAGUCGGGAGAUGCUGACAGGACAGAGGCUCUGUCAGUCAAAGUCCCACCAGGACUUGGUCCUCUCUGCCCUCAACCAGCAGAGGAAGGAUGGCUUGCUGUGUGACGUCACCCUAGUCGCCGGUGAGCAGAAGUUCCACGCCCACAAAGCCGUCCUGGCAGCGUGCAGCGAUUACUUCAGGGCUAUGUUCAGCUUGUGCAUGGUGGAGAGUGAAGCAGACGAAGUGACCCUGCAAGGAGUGACCAGCGUUGGACUGAAGCACGCUUUGGACUUUGCUUACACUGGACAGAUCCUGCUGGAACCCGCGGUGAUCCAGGACGUCCUGUCCGCAGGCAGCCACCUCCAGCUGCUGGAGCUCCUCAGCCUCUGCUCCCACUACCUCAUCCAGGAACUGAGCAGUGUGAACUACCUGGAGCUGUACCGCGUGGCCGACCUGUUCCACCUCCCCGCCUUAGAAGAGGCCGUGGUGGGCUUCCUGGUGGAGCAUCUGUCUGAGCUGAGCCAGAGCAGACAGGACGAGGCCCUGCAGCUGCCCUACCGCCUCCUCAGGGAGGUGCUGAAGAGCGACCGCCUCACCUCCCUGAGCGAGGAGGAGAUAUGGAAGUUGGUCGUUCUGUGGCUGGAACACGACUGUCGAUACCAGUACACUGAGGAUCUACUCCAGCACGUCCGCUAUGGCCUGAUGGACGUCCCCACACUGCACCACCUUGCCCGUAGCCACCCUCUGGUCCAGUCCAGCCCUACCGCUGCCGCCCUUGUGGAGGAGGCCCUGGAUUACCAUCAUGCCACCUUUGCCCAGCCCCUCCACCAGUCGGCCCGCACCAGGCCCCGUUUCCAGUCUCUCACCCUCUACAUAGCUGGCGGGCGUAAGCGGGAGGUGAGCAGAGUCAGGGAGCUGCGGUACUUCAACCCAGCAGCUCAGGAGCACGUACGCGUCGCUGGCGGGUCAAACUGGAGUGAGCUGGUGCCCAUGCCCACUGGUCGCAGCCACCAUUGUGUGGCCGUAAUGGGGAAUUUUCUCUUUGUUGUGGGUGGGGAGGUGGAGCAUGCCACUGGGAGGACGUGUGCUGUAAGGACAGCUUGUCGAUACGACCCUAGGGGCAACUGUUGGACUGAGAUUGCCCCCAUGAAGGCCUGCAGAGAACACUUUGUCCUGGGUGCUCUGGGUCAGUACCUGUAUGCAGUAGGGGGCAGGAAUGAGCUGAGGCAGGUGCUGCCCUCUGUGGAGCGCUACUGUCCCAAGAGGAACAAGUGGAUGUUUGUCCAACCCUUCGACCGCUCACUGUCCUGCCACGCCGGGUGUGUGGCUGACAACCUGCUCUGGGUCUCAGGUGGGGUGACGAACACAGCUCAGUACCAGAAUCGACUGAUGGUGUACGACCCAGAACAGGACCAGUGGUUGCCCCGCAGCCCCAUGUUGCAGAGGCGAGUUUACCACGUCAUGGCAGCGGUGAGGAGGCAACUCUAUGUGCUAGGCGGGAACGACCUGGACUACAACAACGACCGAAUCCUGGUCCGCCAUAUCGACUCAUACAACAUGGACUUGGACCAGUGGACGCGCUGCUCCUUCAGCCUUCUCACGGGUCAAAAUGAGUCCGGAGUUGCCGUCCAUGAUGACAGGAUCUAUGUGGUCGGAGGAUACUCCAUUUGGACCAACGAGCCUCUGGCAUGCAUUCAGGUGCUGGAUCUGAGCACAGAGGGGAAAGAGGAGGUUUUCUACGGGCCAACACUGCCAUUUGCCUCCAAUGGGAUAGCAACUUGUUUCCUCCCCGCUCCUUACUUCACCUGCCCAAACCUACAGACUCUUCAAGUACCCCAUCACAGGAUAGGUGCUGUUUAAACCACUGGUGAACAAAACGCCCGAAAACACGAACACGUAACCAGAGAAUGGACUGUGGACUGCCAGGAUUUGCAAACGUGACUGACAAAACUACUGGAUCAUAGUAAUCAUCCUGGAACCUGCCAUCUCUGUCACACAAGUGUACAGGGAUUUCUUUGAGACCCAAAUGUAAUAACAAUACUUUCCUGAUCUACAAGAGCCAUGUGAUUCUGCAAGCUUGUAGGAAACUGAAAAUCAAGCAGCCGUCAGCUGUAAUACAGCAUAUCUGUUGUAUUUCCCCAAAGACCAAGACACCGUUCAUGAUGUCCAGUGAAGACGCGACAAGCAAGUUAAGGAAAAAAAAAUAUCUCCAGAGAGAUUAUGAUUCCCUCAGAAGACAAGGAACAAAAUGCCAAUCCUAUUCCCAAUUAAGUGACUUGUGGUAAGCAGACAUCACUGAAUACUCAGUUAUCCACACACAGUUCAAAGAAACUGUUGUUUUGUUACCCAUUAUAGGGCUGGAGGAGCUUUUCUCUCUAGCGCUCCCAUCAAACCUCUAUAAUCACUUUAGUAGCCUGAAAAACAUGUGCAGGAUGUUUUUUCAAGAUACAGAGGACAAAGCCUGUUUUCGCAUUGACUCGCAUGUACUUUGAAAUUACAGAUUGGGUUAGCAAGUAUCAAGAGCCUGAGGCUGAAGCCCAUCACUGCAUAAAUGACCAUGUGAUUUGAUUGUUAUUCAAAUAAGGCAAAAAUUACUUUAUUUUCCUGCAACAUGCUACUGUAUGUGUGAGUUUUUUUUUUUUUAUUAUUAUGCUCAGGACCUAAGACUGUUUAUGUUUUAUUGAACGUCUGGCCAUUGUCAGCAUUUGGAGACUAUCUGUUAAAUAUUCUCCAAAGUGUGUAUAUGAUAUUAUAAUAAUGUGAUUUUCAAAACAAAAUCUUUCACUGAAAGACUGCACUCCCUCGUCUGUCCAAAACGACAUGUCUGAAAGAAUACACGGAACAUUUUCAGAAUAAAGAAGCUGCUUAAAUAAAAAGGUCAGGGAGACUGUUAAUAGCUCUAAUUGAAAGGUGAAUUAUUUAGCAACAUUAUACAACUAAACACUCAUUUAAUUUAUUUAAUUUAAAUCAUCGCCUCCACUGCUUUUCUUUUGCUUCUCCAUCCACCUCUGAUACUGCUGGAGAAAAGGAAGAAAAGGAAUGCAGUACAGCAGAGAGCUGUUCAGAUGAAGGGGUGCAUUGCAGUUAGAUGAGGCUGGAAAAUGACUAGCAAUGACAGAAAAUGGGACUCGGUGAUUGUGGGAGACAGGAGUGAGACUUCAUGUGAUUAGGUGCAAACUAAAGCCGGAUUGCAAGAGAUUGCUGCGACUUGGAAAGGCGAGAGAGAGAGCGAGAGAGAGAGAGAGAGAGAGAGAGAGAGAAUUGGAACAAACAGUACUCUCCUUUACUCUCUUCUUUUUUUCCCCUUGCUACUGAACUCUUUGGGUUCGCCCACGACUGUCAUCAAAUCUGUAAUUCAGAGUGCCAACCGAGUAGAG
Messenger RNA from Larimichthys crocea (large yellow croaker), 3986 nucleotides. It is a transcript of the gene klhl32, whose product is annotated as kelch-like family member 32. Gene Ontology annotation, molecular function: protein binding. The transcript has 11 exons. The record is from RefSeq and is a predicted model, not a curated record. The coding region runs from base 607 to 2469 and encodes 620 amino acids. Lineage: Eukaryota; Metazoa; Chordata; Actinopteri; Sciaenidae.